AUGUCUACGAAGUAUUCCCCAACUCUCCCCGUUGAAUUAUGGCAUAAUAUAUCUUCUCAUCUAGAUCAAAAAGAUCACCUAUCCUUGAUCCUCGUUAACAGAACAUUCUAUGCGAUCUUUCUCUCGGAGCUGUUCACGACUAUUGUGAUAGCAUUGAGGCCUAGCGUAGCUUUCGCUCGAUUUAACUUUAACGACAAGUCCUCAAAUACCGUGAGGGAGAAGAUACGGCCAAUCCCCACCAAUCUCAUCGAUUCCCGUCUCUCUGUGCUAGGCGAGCCAAUUUGCUCGUUGUUGGAAAUGCUUCAUUCCAAACCCGAGCUGAGAAGCUAUAUUAGACGAUGCGAACUCCGAUUCCUGUCAUUCUCUAGCUCUCCACCUUCACUCAGCUCGGCUGAGCAAUUUGAUCCAGUCGACUAUAUAAUCUCGUUAGUAGGAGACCUACCGCAUCUUGAAGAGGUGACUCUGCACGGCGUAAAGAUACUCGUUCGACAUGUUGCAUAUCUCUGUAGUCGGCCACACCUAGCCUUGGAUCUUGUCUUUGAAAACUCGACAAUAAUCGGAAGACUUGAAUUACAGGAUGCGACUAAUUUCACCGUAAACUAUCUCAAGUUUCUCAAUUCCUUCAUCUAUCCGACCAAUAAUCCAACGCUUUCCGCAAUCGUAGCAGGUGGUUCGCUCCGCGAGCUAAUAUUAACGGAGCCAUCGGGCGUCAUUCAGGCAUUCUUGAAGUUCCAUGCUGCUCAAGGGAAUGCCUCGCUACCUAGGCUUCAGAUUCUGGAACUGGCAUGGCUCAAUGCUCAAUACUUUGGCUUCUUCGAGUCGACCCCUAAUCUAAUCGAGCUCCGACUUAUCGGUCCACAUCAUAUCAAUCUCGUAGAAGAACCGCUACCCGAAGGUACUUUGCCUAAACUACAAUCUAUAUCAGUGCACAGUUCAUUUCUCAGAAUUUUUGUGCCCUCUCGUCCUGUAAAGGUCAUCAACACAGGAGAGGACAAAUCAUUUCUACAUCCGUCUCAAACAUUGCGGUUGACCUGGACCAAUUACACUAGAGGGAAGGAACUAUUCCAGUACAUCGUAGAAUACAACACUCAGCUUGUACAUUUGGAAGUCGUUAUGGCCAAGGAGGUAUACGAAUGUGCACGGCUCCUCAAAGGUUUAGAACAACUGCGUACAUUGUAUCUGAAAGCUUCAACACGCCCUCCUGCUCUACAAGCUCUUUGGAAUCGUGAUUGGGGUAAUAACACAUGGUUCCCUUCAGGAGGAGGACAAAUAAAGCUCGCUGUGAGACAAUUGGACGCACUCAAGAA
Acaulospora colombiana is the source of this 1307-nucleotide messenger RNA. NCBI's taxonomy places the organism in Eukaryota, Fungi, Glomeromycota, Glomeromycetes, Diversisporales, Acaulosporaceae. The record is from the annotation of a GenBank genome assembly.